GCCGUAGUCGCGGGGCACGCCGGGAGCUGUAGUGCGGCGGGGCUGGCGGGGCCAUGGCGGCGGCCGGGACCCCCGCGGGCGGCGCGGGGCGCUCGAAGGUGGCUCCGAGCGUGGACUUCGACCACAGCUGCUCGGACAGCGUCGAGUACCUCACCCUCAACUUCGGGCCCUUCGAGACGGUGCACCGGUGGCGCCGCCUCCCGCCCUGCGACGAGUUCGUGGGGGCCCGGCGCAGCAAGCACACCGUGGUGGCAUACCGGGACGCCAUCUACGUGUUCGGCGGGGACAACGGGAAAACGAUGCUGAACGACCUGCUGCGCUUCGACGUGAAGGACUGCUCGUGGUGCAGGGCUUUUACCACGGGGACCCCGCCAGCACCGCGGUAUCACCACUCCGCUGUGGUCUAUGGGAGCAGCAUGUUUGUGUUCGGUGGUUAUACUGGAGACAUUUAUUCCAAUUCCAAUCUGAAGAAUAAAAACGAUCUCUUUGAGUACAAGUUUGCAACCGGGCAGUGGACAGAGUGGAAGACUGAAGGAAGGUUGCCGGUGGCGAGGUCAGCUCACGGUGCGACCGUGUACAGCGAUAAGCUGUGGAUCUUUGCGGGAUACGACGGCAACGCACGGUUAAAUGAUAUGUGGACAAUCGGCCUGCAGGAUAGAGAGCUGACGUGCUGGGAGGAGAUUGAACAGAGCGGUGAGAUCCCUCCUUCGUGCUGCAAUUUUCCCGUGGCUGUGUGCAAAGACAAGAUGUUUGUCUUCUCCGGGCAGAGCGGAGCCAAGAUCACCAACAAUCUCUUUCAGUUUGAAUUCAAGGAAAAAAUCUGGACGCGGAUCCCCACCGAGCACCUGCUGCGGGGCUCCCCCCCGCCUCCCCAGCGCCGCUACGGCCACACCAUGGUCGCCUUCGACCGGCACCUCUACGUGUUCGGCGGCGCGGCGGACAACACGCUGCCCAACGAGCUGCACUGCUACGACGUGGACUCGCAGACCUGGGAGGUUGUCCAGCCCAGCCCCGACAGCGAGCCUGGUGUCCUUCCAGCAGUGGCUGAGAGAGCAGAGGAAGCUCCUUCCCUGCCCUCAGAAGAACGUGGGUUAAAAAAAUCCCGGGCUGUGUUUGGGUUAGAUUUCGGCACAGCAGCAGGUAAGCAGCCACCCACAGCAGCCUCAGAGUUGCCCAGCGGGCGGCUCUUCCACGCUGCAGCCGUCAUCUCGGACGCGAUGUACAUCUUCGGUGGGACGGUGGACAACAACAUCCGCAGCGGGGAGAUGUACAGGUUCCAGUUUUCUUGUUACCCAAAGUGCACUCUGCAUGAAGAUUAUGGAAGGCUGUGGGAAAACAGGCAGUUCAGUGACUUGGAGUUUGUUUUGGGAGAGAAGGAAGAACGAGUCCGAGGACAUACUGCAAUUGUGACAGCUCGCUGCAAGUGGCUGAAAAAGAAAAUCAUGCAGGCAAGGGAGAGGUUGAAGCAGAAAUCAAAGCAAGAUAUUGAAGAUGAGGGACACGCAGCGUGUCAGAAGGAUGGGAUUGGUGGGAAUGUCAAAUUGUGCCGCCUGCAGCCGCUGCUGGAAGUGCCCAUCCGAGAGGCUGAGGCGCAGCCCUUCGAGGUGCUCAUGCAGUUUCUGUACACGGAUAAAAUAAAGUACCCGCGCAAAGGUCAUGUGCAGGAUGUGUUACUCAUUAUGGAUGUGUACAAGCUAGCCUUAAACUUCAAGCUCUCUCGACUGGAACAGCUCUGCCUUCAGUAUAUUGAAGCAUCUGUAGAUCUGCAGAAUGUGCUCAUUGUGUGUGAAAAUGCUAACAAGCUUCAGCUGGAUCAGCUAAAGGAACAUUGCCUGAACUUUGUGGUGAAAGAAUCACAUUUUAAUCAGGUAAUAAUGAUGAAGGAGUUUGAGCAUCUUUCUUCAUCCCUCAUAGUGGAGAUUGUACGGCGGAAGCAGCAGCCUCCUGUUCGAACGCAUUCCGAUCAGCCGCUCGACAUCGGAACAUCUUUAAUUCAGGACAUGAAGGCUUACCUGGAAGGAGCUGGGAUCGAAUUCUGUGAUAUCAUCCUUCUCUUGGACGGCCACCCGCGGCCAGCCCACAAGGCAAUCCUCGCGGCCCGCUCCAGUUACUUUGAAGCCAUGUUCCGUUCCUUCAUGCCAGAAGAUGGGCAAGUGAAUAUUUCUAUAGGUGAAAUGGUUCCCAGCAAGCAAGCGUUUGAGUCUAUGCUUAGAUAUAUUUAUUAUGGAGAAGUAAACAUGCCUCCUGAAGACUCCCUCUACCUCUUUGCUGCCCCUUACUAUUACGGCUUCUCCAACAACAGACUGCAAGCGUACUGCAAGCAGAAUCUGGAAAUGAAUGUUACGGUGGAGAACGUACUCCAGAUUUUGGAGGCAGCUGACAAGACCCAGGCCCUGGACAUGAAGAGGCACUGCCUGCACAUCAUUGUUCACCAGUUCACCAAGGUCUCCAAGUUGCCAAACCUCCGCUCCCUAAGUCAGCCACUCCUCCUUGACAUCAUAGAGUCGUUAGCUAACCACAUCUCAGACAACCAGUGCGCGGCCGUGGGCUCAGACAUAUGACGUGCUUUGAUAAUGGGACUUCUUGUUUUUUCUGCAAAAAAACCCUUACCACUUUGUGGCUGGCUCGCUCCUUUACCGUUCCGUACUGAGCUGCUCGCAGUGUCUGCGCAGGGUAGCAGACAGCCCGGAGCUGGACAGCUGGCACUCCGUGGAUUUGCUUGGUUUGUUCCUUCAUGGACAAGGGUUUGGUCUCUCCUACACAGAUGUAAUGCUGAAGGCAUUAAGGAAAUGAGUUUAUCCCAGGUGGUUCUGGGGGCUUUCCGAGUCCCAUUGUUACUUUUAUGGUGUAAAAGAAAAGAAUCACUCAUAUUUUAAAGAACUGUUUAAAACCAACAGCAUUAAACAAACUUCACCUGAAACAGUUGGGGGCUGCAAGUGGAAGUCAGGCGUAACAAAACUGGGAGCAGAGCGUGGUGUCAGCAGGGAGCUGAUGUCGGACCAGGGUGGAGUGACUUUUUAGGGACUCUCCAUGGCGUGGAUUAAAAGCUAAGCCCUGUUGCAACUGCCUUGAUUGGUGGGCUGCAGAAAGUGCAGGCCUACGCUCUGCUGCAGGUCAAACUAGAAGCUUAUGGUCCUUUCUGACCAUCAAAUCCAUUAAUCCUAUCUCACUAAGCCUUUCUAAAUCAAUAUAUUAAUAAAGAGUUAAUGUCUCCUGCCUGCAUUA
Molecule: messenger RNA, 3225 nt
Organism: Numida meleagris (helmeted guineafowl)
Lineage: Eukaryota; Metazoa; Chordata; Aves; Galliformes; Numididae
Gene: LZTR1
Product: leucine zipper like transcription regulator 1
Exons: 21
Coding region: 54-2561 (835 amino acids)
Cellular component (GO): Golgi apparatus
Molecular function (GO): protein binding
Source: RefSeq, a predicted model, not a curated record